AUGUCCCACAUCCACUCCCCAAGCCCUGUCACUCUCCCUCAUCUACAGAUGCCUACACAAUCCGUUUCUGCUGCUGCUGCGCCACGUCAGAAAUCUAAGGCUUAUGCUACUGGUAUAGCAGCUGGUGUUGAAGAUGAAAAGUAUCAAACAAAAUACAAGGAACUAAAGCGAAAAGUCAAAGAAAUCGAAACGGACAAUGAUAAGCUUCAGUACAAGGUCCUCAUGGCUAAAAAAUCUAUCCAACGCAUGAAACUGGAACGAGCUGUUUUGUAUGAACGCCUCUCUGCUGUGCCACCUUCUCCAGACCUUCACAGCCAUGCACUUCCUCCUACACACUCCGGUCCCGGUGUGCCUCCCCCACAUCCGCGCGAUAUAGGUGCAACAGCGCACCACCAACAUCGCGACCAUCGUGACUUUCCACCUGUAGAUUUAAACGAUCACAAUGCUAUCGAAUACGUGCACAAUCAUAGCUCUUUCCGUGUUAUUCCUGGCCCAGAUGGUCGCCCUAUUCAGGCCCCCGACGGGCCUAUAGGUCCUGGAGUUGCGCCUUCCCACGGAAUUUCUGCAGUGCACAUGUCGAGGGGCGGUUCCGCGUCAGGUCAUGACUCCUCCCGGCAGCUUCCACCCCUCUCGCAGUUGACUCCUAUACAGCAUCUGGAGCCACCGAGGGCGCAUGGACACUCACAAGCUCAUAGUCCUCAUCUUCACCCUCACAGUAAUGGUUCUUCGCGUUCACAAUCCUCACCUUCCAGAUCGCGCGGCCAUCAGAUAACAUCUCAGGCACCUCCCCCAGGAUACCACUCAGGGGGCAUUCCACACCCUCAACAGUACUCCCAGGAUUCUCUGGUUCCUGUCCAACAUGGGCAUCACAGUCCGCCACACCCGAGUGACAGGGAGCGAUCUUCUAGAAGGCAUGAGACGCUUGAGCGUGGCAGCUACCAUGGUGAUCUAUACACUCAUUCACGACAGCAUUCCUCACAUUCUUCCUCGAUGGCAUCCCCUAAUACUCGAGCUUCACGUCUCCACAAUCAUCAGCGCGUCGGGCCUGGAGCGGCCAUUGGCCACCCAGACCUAGAAUAUGAGCGCGAUCUCGAGAGAGAACGUGCAUGGGCACGUCAUGAGGGCGAAUCCGCUCGAGAAUCCGUGCCUUCGGGAGUGAUGCAUGCGUCUCCUCCCUCUCACCUAAGGCUUAGACCUCAUGUAGAUAGGGGAGACUACUCAUACUCUCGCGAACCCAUUGGCCCCGGUAUGCACAAUCAAUCAUCUCGCUCUGACACAUCGGGAUCUGGUUCCGGAUCUGGCUCCGGAAAUGGUGGCGGGGACGUACUAUCGCGGCCUGAAGGUCACACUCAAUAUUAUGACCGAGACAGGGGACCCUAUGCACCCCGUCAGGCAAAUCCGCCACGCAAUCCAAGUGAAGACCAAGACGUCAUCUAUGAAGAAGGCCGUACAUACAGCCGUGACCGAACUGGCGGGCAUUACAUGCUUCCAGAGCAGCAUCGCCCCUCUACGGAAUCAUCCAGAAAACGUUCUCGUAAAGACAUGGAGAUAGAUGGAAUCGAUGACGUUGAUGAUUUACCCGCUGCGGGUGGCUCAGGGGGCGGAGGAGAAGCACCGUUGAGGUUCGCAGGCGGCCACCCUGCCGAUGACCGUGGCCCCAAGAGACUUCACCAGGAACCUGCGCGUUCCCACGAGCGCGAGGAGGAAGAAGAAGAAGAAGAUGAGGCUUCAGAUACUUAG
Messenger RNA from Suillus subaureus, 1740 nucleotides. RefSeq lists its product as uncharacterized. The record is from RefSeq and is a predicted model, not a curated record. The transcript is spliced from 3 exons. The coding region runs from base 1 to 1740 and encodes 579 amino acids. NCBI's taxonomy places the organism in Eukaryota, Fungi, Basidiomycota, Agaricomycetes, Boletales, Suillaceae.